AUGGCUAAUACCCCCGAAAAGAUUCCUCUCGAGCAGCAGCAGCAGCAGCAACCGCCUGCCAAUCCGUUGUAUCCUUCCAUUGGUCAGGAUGCGGCAAACCCUUUGCUUCCACAGGCCGCACCGACCUAUCCAGCGGCUCCAAUGACCACGGGACCACCACCUCCACCCGGUUACAUGGCGGUACCGCAGAACGGAAUGCCGAUCAUGACACAGCCAGGCAUGCCGAUGCAACCCGUACUCGGCCAGCAGCAAGUUAUGUCUUGGAUGCCUAUGCCGCAGGGCAUACCCAACUGUCCGCCUGGCUUGGAAUACCUGACGGCAGUUGAUCAGCUGCUCGUGCACCAGCAGGUCGAGCUGCUGGAGGCCUUCACCGGCUUCGAAAUGGCGAACAAGUACACCGUGAAGAACACCUUCGGGCAGAACGUGUACUGGGCGGUGGAGGACACCAGCUGCUGUAACCGCAUGUGCUGCGGUCCGGAUCGUCCGUUCGAUAUCAAGAUCCUGGACAACUACCAGAACGAGGUGUUGCAUCUGCACCGCGAUCUGCGCUGCAAGUCCUGCUGCUUCCCGUGCUGUCUGCAGAAGCUGGAGGUGUCGGCACCGCCGGGCAACGUGAUCGGUACGGUUGUGCAGAAGUGGAGCCUUUGCCGUCCGGUGUUUGACAUACGCGAUCGCAACAACGAAACGGUGCUGACCAUUCGGGGCCCGGUUUGUCAGUGUUCGCCAUGUGGCGACGUGAAGUUUGCCGUAUUUUCUAAAGAUGGUACCGAGGUCGGCAAGGUGACGAAGCAGUGGACCGGGUUCGUGCAGGAACACUUCACCGAUGCGGACAACUUUGGCAUCAACUUCCCGAUGGAUUUGGACGUUAGGGUGAAGGCUACCAUGCUCGGAGCCCUAUUUUUGAUUGACUACAUGUACUUCGAGAGCGGCAAUAACAAGAAGAUACGUCGUUAA
Molecule: messenger RNA, 954 nt
Organism: Anopheles marshallii
Lineage: Eukaryota; Metazoa; Arthropoda; Insecta; Diptera; Culicidae
Product: phospholipid scramblase 2-like
Exons: 5
Coding region: 1-954 (317 amino acids)
Biological process (GO): plasma membrane phospholipid scrambling
Cellular component (GO): plasma membrane
Molecular function (GO): phospholipid scramblase activity
Source: RefSeq, a predicted model, not a curated record